AUGCACAUCCAGGAUUCAGCCCAGACCAGGGCUCUCGCGAUCUCCGAGAUCGUAAUAUCAAUCCUCCACCAAAUGGACAUGCACACCCUAAUCGCCGCCCAACGUGUCUGUCAUUCCUGGGCAGACCCAAUCCGCAGAUUAAGGUCACUACAAAGAGCCUUGUUUUUCAUCCCCAGCGAAAAAUCUAGAUCAGAAGCUCGAGUCUACAACCCCAUGCUAGUACGAGCAUUCGAUUCAGUGUUUCCAACAAAAGACCUGCGAGGUCUCCACAAUGCCAGCGACAGAAUGAAGAAUGUCAGACUCAGUGAUUUCGAUCUUGCAAAAAUCCCAGCCAAGAGAGAGAUAUAUCUCCGGCCUGAAGCGAGCUGGCGCCGUAUGCUGACGCAACAGCCACCGAUCUUCACAGUUGGAAAGUUUGGAACAGGGACUGGGCAAUACAAUUGGCCUUGGCACAAGAAAAUGACAGCACAUCAAGAUGAGGGACUUUGUAUGGGGACUUUGUUUGAGUGGCUUGUUCAGCUAGGGCGUUAUAAGUGGAAUGACGCGACGAUUGCGAUUUGUCUCGGUGGAGCUGAGCCUGUUAAUACACCACUUGAUAUCAUGUGUCCGAUUAUUGAUCACGAUAUAGAGAUUACUGGCAAGGAUUGA
Molecule: messenger RNA, 648 nt
Organism: Penicillium concentricum
Lineage: Eukaryota; Fungi; Ascomycota; Eurotiomycetes; Eurotiales; Aspergillaceae
Exons: 1
Coding region: 1-648 (215 amino acids)
Molecular function (GO): protein binding
Source: RefSeq, a predicted model, not a curated record